Messenger RNA from Arabidopsis lyrata subsp. lyrata, 1607 nucleotides. Its product is annotated as carnosine N-methyltransferase. The record is from RefSeq and is a predicted model, not a curated record. NCBI's taxonomy places the organism in Eukaryota, Viridiplantae, Streptophyta, Magnoliopsida, Brassicales, Brassicaceae. The transcript has 18 exons. Gene Ontology annotation, molecular function: S-adenosylmethionine-dependent methyltransferase activity.
GCAGAAAUAAUCUUACGUCAAGUCAACAUAUAAUAACAGAAAAGUCUCGUUUCUUCGUAUAACCAAAGAGCCAUAAUGAUUUCAUUGUCAGAGAUGAUGGCGACGGAGACGGCACCAGAAUUUGUUACAACCACGAAAACGGAAACUGAACGGAUAGAGAAUUCGAGUGAAGUAGAUGAGGAAGAAGAGGAGAAAAUACGCCGUCAGAAGAAGUCUGAAGAAGAAGUUCUCGAAGCCAAAUGUCUUCCCGGAAUCAUCAGUGCUUAUCUCAAUUAUCCCAAGGCUGCGGAAGAAAAUCUGAAAAAAUGCGAAAGAUCAUAUCAGAAGCUGUCCCCUGCGCACAAGGCAUUGGUAACCCAUUUCCCUACGAAGUUGCAGAGAUUAAGAAGGUGUAUAUCGAUGAAAUCACAUUUCAUAUAUAAUAUGCUUCAGGUUUUUGAGCCCCCUAUAGACUUGAGUAAGCACAUGCGCGAGCCAAUAACAGGAGCACUGUCUAUCGAGGGGUUUCAAAGGGAUGAAACUCAUCAUCAUGAUCAUUCCCUCACGAAUACAGAGAUAAGAAUCAAUAAUAAGACAUGUGAAUUUGUUGGAGGCCAGAUAAAUCAUGACCAUGGCAGUGUACCAUUUUCAUCUCAGGAUUGGUUGGAUUCAUCGUUACAGACGCAUGUUCCUCAGGUUGAUGUAAAUAAGGUUCGUUGGGUAAUAAGGAAUAUAGUUCGAGACUGGGGAGCAGAGGGUCAGAGAGAAAGAGAUGAAUGCUACAAGCCUAUCCUUGAAGAGAUUGAUUCCUUGUUCCCUGAUCGUCACAAGGAGAGCACUCGUCCUACCUGUUUAGUCCCUGGUGCUGGACUUGGUCGGCUGGCCCUUGAAAUUUCUUGUCUAGGUUUCAGAAGCCAAGGCAAUGAAUUUUCAUACUACAUGAUGUUAUGCUCAAGUUUUAUUCUUAAUUAUACACAAUCGCCUGAUGAGUGGACAAUAUACCCCUGGAUACACACUAACUGCAAUUCCCUCUCGAAUGAUGAUCAACUACGCCCUAUUUCUAUUCCUGAUAUUCAUCCUGCAAGUGCAGGAGUAACAGAAGGUUUCUCUAUGUGUGGUGGUGAUUUUGUUGAAGUAUUCAAUGAAUCAAGUCAAGCAUGAAUGUGGGAUGCAGUUGUGACUUGCUUUUUCAUCGAUACGGCUCAUAACAUCAUCGAAACCAUAUCCAAGAUCUUAAAGGAUGGAGGAGUACGUCAUUUCCCUGUUACGUUUGGAUUAAUUUAUCACUUCGCAGACGAACAUGGCCUGGAAAAUGAAAUGUCGAUUGAGCUAAGUUUGGAGGAUGUAAAGAGGGUUGCUUCACAUUAUGGGUUUGAGAUGGAGAAAGAAAAAACAAUUGAAACAACAUACUCUACAAAUCCCCGGUCUAUGAUGAAGAAUCGAUACUAUCCUGUCUUCUGGACAAUGAGGAAGAAAUGUGUUACAACAACUUAAACCAAAUAUUCCUUACUAUAUGCACUAUUUCUUUUCUUGUUGCAAAACAAUUAAACUGUGUUUUCGGUUGAUGUUAAGACUAAACUGUGUAUUUCGGUUGAUGUUAAGACCAAAACUCACCUAAAAUUUUAUUA